AGACUGAAGGAACUGAAACAGAGGGAGUUUGCUCGAAACGUAGCAUCUAAGUCACGAAAAGAUGAAAGAAAGCAGGAAAAAGCCCUUCAACGCUUGCACAAACUAGCUGAGCUGAGGAAAGAGAGAACGUGUGCUCCUGGAAGUGGCCCUAUGUUCAAAUCCACUACAGUGACUGUGAGAGAUCACUGCAAUGAUGUCCCCAAAAGUGCUGCCAUAGAUUCUGCCACCAACCAGGAUUUCAGCUGUGCGUUAAUGCCCGACGUGCAGAAUUGCAAAGACGUUGCCUCUCUUGUUUCUUCCACUCCUGGAGAUGUGUGUAGUAAUAAAUCUGACACUAACAAAGGUGGAGAUCAGCUUCAAGGAGCUCAAGGACAUAGAGUUGGGUUCUCCUUUGCUUUUCCUAAGAAAGCAGCAGUCAAACUGGAGUCUUCAGCUGCCGUUUUCUAUGAAUAUAAUGAUGAAACAUCCAUGGAGCACGGAUUUAGCAGAAGGAGUAGGUUUGUUCCAGGAACGUGUAACCUUCAGUCUCCUUCAGCAGCAGAAAUAAUUGUGUGCCCUGAGGAGAAACAUAACUGUUUUCACCCACUGGUGGAAAAAUGCGGAGACGCAGCAGAAGCUCCUGAAGCUCAGGAGUCAAAAGAGCUGGGCAGUGAAGAAAGCAAAGUGCUGGAGAUUCCAGCAUUAACUCCUGCUGUGUCCCAGUCAAAGCAACUGGUGUCCUCGGACACGGAUGGCUCUGGUAUGGAUGUAAGUGCAGCAGAGUUACCAGACCAAAUGCUGACCACGGUUGUGGACAGUGCUCAGGUCCUGCCCUUGGAUGGCAGCGGAUGUGAGCUGCAGGCAAGCAGGGUUCUUGCGCAGGUGGUUGUGGAGGAUUGUUUAUCUCUGCAGGAUGUUGUGGAGGAAAACAAUAAAGACAGGAAUAGUGAUCCAUCCACAACUGGAACUGCAAUAAAAAACGUGGGGACAGAUGCAGUAGUUCCAUCACCUUCUGAAGAAGGUAGUAGUGGAGCCCCACAAGGCAAACCGGACGUGCGCAAGAGACCUUGUGAGCCCUUUGUCCCUGUUCUUAGCAAAUAUGGAUCAAAUGUUCUUCAGUGGCCGUCAGAAAUGUUAAUUUACACAAGUACAGACCCAUCGAUUUCUUAUAGCUGUAAUCCUUUAUAUUUUGAUUUUAAGUCAUCAAAAACAAGUGACAGCCAAGAAAAGCCCAAGCAUCAACCAAGCAUACCUCAUGUGCACCCUAAAACUGAAUCUGACCAUGUCUUAGUCUCGGAUUUUACAAACAAAACUACUUCAGAGUGUGGUGAUUAUGAAGAAGUGAAUAAAAAUGUGUGCAACUAUACAAUCCCCCUUUUAACUGAUGUUUCUCUCUUCAGAAAUUGUGACCUUGCAAAAAAUCAAAACAAAGUGUCCUUGGAUGAGUCAUUCAGGAUUAGAAAAAUAGAAAAGUAUCACAUAUCUAAAACCCACUUACGACAAAACACUGUGAUAGAUGAGAAAUAUAACAAAAUCUGGAUCAAAGAAAGCCACGAAAAAUGCCUUCACAAAAGCAGAAAACGGAAAAGGAGAAGAAAAUUAUGUCAUUGCCAUCAUCAUCACUAUGGGGACACAACAGCAGCAGAAAUGGAGAUGUCUCCAGCAACUGAAAAAGAUACUGCUUACAGAGAUGAAAAUAAGUAUCAACACCUCCAAAGUAAUGCAGAGAAGUGCAGACAUGAUGCAGGGAAUAUCUGGUUAACUGCAGGUGAGAUACAGCAGUCACACCCAAAACUCGUAAUUGAAAAUGGUCACAAGAGAGUCAUAUCUGCAUCAGAUCACAUACACUGGGACAGAGGCUGGUGUGACUUUUGGAGUGCAAAAAAUAGUGGCCAACACCAUGGUUGUAAACGGCCACACAGAAAGAGCAAAACAAGUUCUCGGAGACAGGCAAAGCAGCUGGUGCCGAGCUCUAGGAGGCACAGCCUGAGAUACUCUAAAACAUGUUGUAGCUGGAAAGUCAGGAGGUCAAGCUGUAGCCCAGAGCAUAAAUGUUUAGGACAAUACAGUGAAGAGAAGGGUCUGAGUCAAAACCAGUCCGUAAAGAGAGGUUACAAUGCUUUGACAGAAGAACCUGCAAAAUCCCACCACAAGCGGAGACAGCACACCGAUUCUUCUUCUUCAGAUGAAAGCUCAUGUGACCAGGCAUUAUCAGCAGAGGAAUAUUUAAGGCAAGCACAUACUUUAGGUACAUACCAUAAGGCAAAAGGGAAACGCAGGAGAAGGAAAACUAGAAUCUAUCCUGUUUUCCUUGACAGGAAUGCAAGAAGUGAGACCUCUGGACCUUCCAAAGAAAAUUCUGCAAAUUCUACAUCUAAUAUUUUGGAGGACUUACUGACUCAAGACAAUCUAGAGGAAACUAAUGCAGAUCCCAAACCUGAUCACACAAAAGAUACAGAUGAAACAAUGGAGCUGGAGGAAAGCAAAUCAUCUCUAGAAACUGAUAGUUCACAUGUGCUGGAAAAUGACAAACUGACAGUGUGUGCAGCGAUGGAGAGCGCACCGAGUACAUAUUCUGAUGUCAUCCCAGCUUCUGCUGCUUCUGUUCCUGAGCACAGUGCUCCAGCAGCUGCUGGCACACAGGAUGUUCUACAAGAUGAAAAGAAAAAAGAAAAUGUCAACAGUCGUGAAAAUCAAGCUCGUUACAAAGCUCCUCUCCCCAACAGGCAUUUGGAACAAGCUCCUCCUAAGUCCUAUCUUUGCCAUUAUGAAUUGGCCGAGUCUCUACCGCAUGAGAAGAUGAGUGAGGUGACCAGUGAGUGGGUGCAGUGUAAUCCUGGCAUAUUCAGCAGCCCACCACCCUUGCCAUUCAAAGAAGCACAUGUAAACAGUCACACCUUUUUAACUACCGAACAGUUAAUAGCCCCCUUCCCCCUGCCCGAUCAGACAUUGAUCUUCCCUCCUGAUAGCCACGAAAAGUUCAAAGAGCUCCCAUCCGAGGCGUAUCAGCAGAUCAUGCCACAGAACCUGCUGUCCAACAAAGUGAAGUUCGCCUUCCCUCCGCCGGCGAUGCAGCCCCCGAGUGCCCCUCUGCAGCCCUUGCCCUUGCAGCCACCGCUGUGUUCUACCUCCGUCACCACCAUCCACCACACCAUCCUGCAGCAGCACGCUGCUGCCGCCGCCGGCACCUUGAAGGUUCUCCAGCCCCACCAGCAGUUCCUCUCACAGGUCCCAGCUCUUUCCAGAGCACCUUUACCUCAUCUACCUGUAGGACCGAGGCUGUGCCCAGGAGGCCACGCAGCCUUCGUUGCCCCUCCGCACUUGCCGCUGCUCCCGCCCUCAGUCCUGCACCCGACCCAGCUGGCGUUCCCCCCACUGCCGCACACUGUCUUCCCGUCCCUGCUGUCCCCACAUCCAGCUGUCAUCCCCCUGCAGCCCCUCUUUUAG
Acanthisitta chloris (rifleman) is the source of this 3426-nucleotide messenger RNA. RefSeq names its product zinc finger protein 804A (gene ZNF804A). Gene Ontology annotation, cellular component: nucleus. Lineage: Eukaryota; Metazoa; Chordata; Aves; Passeriformes; Acanthisittidae. The record is from RefSeq and is a predicted model, not a curated record. The transcript is spliced from 2 exons. The annotation marks the transcript as partial.